Messenger RNA from Cotesia congregata, 1311 nucleotides. NCBI's taxonomy places the organism in Eukaryota, Metazoa, Arthropoda, Insecta, Hymenoptera, Braconidae. The record is from the annotation of a GenBank genome assembly.
AUGAUGAUGGCAACCAUACCAACAGCAACAACUUACCAGGUUCUGCAUGCGGUUGCCACAGAAAAAGUCAACGAAAAAACGGAGGCAACUGAUGAAGUCCUGAGAAAGUUGAUGACUAUGUCUUUACUUCCGCACAAUAAAAUAGAAGCGGAAUUUGAGCAAUUAAAAGAAGAUUGUACGGACGAUUUGAAGAAUAAAUUGGAAGGAUUGUUCACUUAUUAUCAAUCCAAAUGGAUAACCGAUUUCACCCCCGCCAAAUUUAGCCUAUUUGGAGACAUUGGUUCUAUCAAUGAUUGUAGUGAGAUUCAUCAAAGAGUUUUGUUAAACAAAUUGCAGAGUGAUAAUCCAGGAUUCUGGAAAUUUAUAGGAUUUGUCAGUAUUAAUUUCUCAAAAAUAACUAAGGAUUAUGAAAAAAUUAUUAACGACGAUAAUAAGAGACCAACUUAUGUCUCUCAAAUAAACAAGUCGUUUGAUAGCAUUGGAAACAAGGACCUCCCAUCAAAAGUGCAAGAACUAUGGCAACAAUUAACUGAAAAUAUCAUCAACCCUAGCGAAUUUUUAGAACGAGGGUUUAAUGUGAUGGCCGGAUAUUACAAUGAUUUGUUUUUUAACAAUUACAUUUUACCAGAAGAAUUAACUAUUGUUAGCCACGACUUAUAUGAGCUGCGUAAGAAUAAUUAUCAUUAUUUUAAACAUUAUUGUGUAUUAAAAUUUUUGUAUAAUUGCUUAUCUUUUUUUUUUUUAGCAAAUGAAUACGUUCCCAACAUUCGCAAUCAGAUUGAUGAUGGCGAUGUCAUCGAAGAGCGGCCUUUCGCAAGGCGUAGCCGUUCAGCUCUAGAUGAAAUCGAGCGGAUAGUAAAUGAACUGCAGCCAACAGAUGAUGAUAAUGAAGUUGUUGAUGGUAAUUAUUUAUAUGAUUCACAAUGCAGCCGCUGCAAAGUAAAAUUGGUGACGACAAUAAAUUUCCCAUGUAAACACGUUGAGAUGUGUUCUGGUUGCGCGUCUGGACGAAGUCAUAAAUUAUGUUCAGUGUGUCAGAAGACAAUUGCGAGGACCGAACGCAUCUUUUUACCAACUGACACUGAAGGUGAGGGCUACUGCUUAAACUGCGAAAUCUGCGCAGAGCAACCAGUAAGCAUUAUGUGGAAUGCAUGCAACCAGGGCUUAACGUGCAAAAGGUGUGCCGUUCGGGUUGUCACAGCGGGAAAUCAGUCUAGAAUUACGGAGAGAACAAAAUUACAAUGCCCUCAUUGUAACAUUGAAACAGAUGGGAUGAUAGAGUUUAAGUUGAGAAGAAAAAAUAAUAAUUAA